AUGGAUUCUUCCUCUUUGAGAAAGCCAAACGUACGAAAAGGAAAGGUUGAGGUCAAGAAAGUGGAAGAAAAAAGCAAGCGUUGUGUGACCUUCUCAAAACGCAAACAAGGGCUUUUCAACAAAGUCACUGAGCUAUCCCUUCUUUGCCAAACUGAAACUGCUUUGAUCAUCAAUUCUCAGAAAGGAAAGCUCUAUGCCUGCGGCUAUCCUGAUCCUGACUCUGUCAUCCACCGCUACCACGACCGCAGCGGAAGAGGAGGGUAUCACAACCGUGCUGCUAAAAGGAGGUUCCAAGAGAGUGUUGAAACCUUAAGGCUAAAAUAUGAGGCAACUGAAUCUAAGUUGAAAGAAGAGAAUAUGCAUCAUGAAAAGAUCACUGAGGCAAAAAAGAAUAGUUUACUAUUCACUGAAUGGUGGGAUCUCUCCAUUGAGGAUAUGAGUUUUGAACAAAGUUGA
Molecule: messenger RNA, 456 nt
Organism: Gastrolobium bilobum
Lineage: Eukaryota; Viridiplantae; Streptophyta; Magnoliopsida; Fabales; Fabaceae
Product: MADS-box protein AGL71-like
Exons: 1
Coding region: 1-456 (151 amino acids)
Biological process (GO): regulation of transcription by RNA polymerase II
Molecular function (GO): RNA polymerase II cis-regulatory region sequence-specific DNA binding; protein dimerization activity; DNA-binding transcription factor activity, RNA polymerase II-specific
Source: RefSeq, a predicted model, not a curated record